Molecule: messenger RNA, 1341 nt
Organism: Soboliphyme baturini
Lineage: Eukaryota; Metazoa; Nematoda; Enoplea; Dioctophymatida; Soboliphymatidae
Source: the annotation of a GenBank genome assembly
AUGCUUAAAAUUCAAGGUGUUUGCAUGAAGCCACUUUGCUACCGCGUACUCAAGUAUGAAGAUCUCGAAGAAAGAACGUUAGAACUCAUAAAAUCUUUGCGCGAGGAACAUGGAUUGUUCGUCGUUCAACAGUUCAGGGAAGCCAACUUGAUGGGUAUCCAGAACGUUUCGGCAUACCUGGGUUCGCUUGUGAAGAACUUCAAGGAACGGCUACGGCAGAUCGGCCCACAGGAGGCCACCACCCGACCACUAGUUACCGGUCCUAACCUCGAAAACAUGAAAAAAAUAUUGGAACAGAGUGGGUAUUCGCUGGAAGUAACGAUUGGUCAGAGGAAAUAUGGAGGACCUCCUCCAAACUGGGAAGGCGCAGCUCCGGGUGCUGGCUGCGAGGUCUAUAUCGGAAAGAUACCCAAAGAUGUCUUUGAAGACGAACUAAUUCCUUUGUUCGAACAGUGCGGUCGAAUUUGGGAUCUGCGCCUUAUGAUGGACCCUGUCACCGGCAACAACAAAGGCUAUGCGUUCGUAACCUACUGUGAAAGAGGCCACGCGGCGGAGGCGGCAAAAAAAUUUGAAGGACACGAAAUAAAACCAGGGAAACGUUUACGCGUUAACGUCUCUGUUGCGAACACUCGUUUAUUUGUUGGAAAUAUUCCUAAAAGCAAAGGAAAAGAGGAAAUUAUGGAAGAAUUAUGCAAACCUGCAGAAGGAAUCUCGGAUGUUAUUGUCUAUGCGAAUCCCGAUGACCCUGCAAAGAAGAAAAACCGCGGAUUCUGCUUCCUAGAAUUCAGUGAUCACAAGUCGGCUUCGCAAGCCAAACGGAAAUUAUCCAACAGUCGCUUGAGACCGUGGAACGCAGAGCUCGUUAUAGAAUGGGCUGAACCUCAGGAAGAGCCGGAUGAAGAGACAAUGAAUAAGGUAAAGGUGCUGUACGUACGGCCGGUAAAAGACAGCUUCACAGAGGAAAAGAUAAAGGAAGAGUUUCAAAAGUUCGGUGAAGUAGAACGAGUUAAGAAAGUGAAGGACUACGCCUUUGUUCACUUUACUGAAAGGGAAAAUGCGAUGAAGGCAAUGACUGCACUAAAAGGGAACGAACUGGACGGCGUCACUGUGGAGGUGUCCCUCGCUAAACCUCAGUCCGAGAAGAAACGCAAAGAUCAAACUCGUCAACGCCGCGGUGGAGGUCGUUCAUCGUCGAACAAAUUUUAUGGCUCUUCAGCAGGACGAAAGGGAGGUGCAAUGGGCUACGGCAGAGAUGCACCCCCUCUCAUGUCCAUGCCAAGCAGGUGGGCUUCGAACUCCAGACGUGUCGGGUUCACUUCCGGCAAAAGACAACUCCCUUGA